This is a messenger RNA of Colletotrichum tamarilloi, 1548 nucleotides long. RefSeq lists its product as uncharacterized. Gene Ontology annotation, biological process: positive regulation of transcription by RNA polymerase II. Gene Ontology annotation, molecular function: sequence-specific DNA binding; zinc ion binding; DNA-binding transcription factor activity, RNA polymerase II-specific. Gene Ontology annotation, cellular component: nucleus. The record is from RefSeq and is a predicted model, not a curated record. Lineage: Eukaryota; Fungi; Ascomycota; Sordariomycetes; Glomerellales; Glomerellaceae. The coding region runs from base 1 to 1548 and encodes 515 amino acids. The transcript is spliced from 3 exons.
AUGUUUGCGACGCUUCGAACCGAAGACCGAGAUGGAGAGGUCGUAUGCAUUUCAAGUACACAUCAACUACCGCAACCGGGUCAGAACACAAACCAUUUUGCUUGUGACGGCUGCCGAGCAAAGAAGUUGAAAUGUACUGGACACAGAUUUGGCUGUCAACGAUGCCGAGACCGAAAUCUAGCUUGCACAUAUUCGAAUACUCUACCACAAAGGCGUCGCAAAGGUGGAAGGCCCCCAGCGCCGCACAAAAGCGCAACGCCUCGCGAGAUCACGCCGUCUACGUCAGAAGAACCGCCGAUGAUGGCCCCUUCUGAUUCACCCAAAGAGCGAUUACAAUCGGCGUAUCCGGAGCAGUUGUCUGAACCCAAAUGUGUGUCAAAGGGUGCUGCAUCGGAUCAAAUCUUGUCACCGGAGCGAGCCGAGAUUGACAUGGACUCCCAGUCAACCAAUUUGCUCAUCCAAACUCCGACAUUCGUUGGCUCGGGCCAAUCACCAAGCGCCCUGCUGGAGGAGGAGUCGUCUGGCACACCGCCUGACUUUGAGGAUCUGGCCCUUCCAGAUUACAUGGAGUCAGACUUACAUGAGUUUGACAUGGACGACUUACAAUUACUCGAUGCCGAGAUAAACCUGUCUGAACAGGAAGCUGAAGGCCAUGACUUAAGCAAAGCAUUUGCAUCCAGUACAACCCCAUUCAACGUCCAAAUCACACGGGAAACUAGCUUUGCUAGGAGCAGUUCGUCGUCAGAUGAUUCUCAAUGGAAUGCUAUUCAGCGGCCCAAGAGCAAUCACAUAAGGGAUGACACCUCUCAUGAUAUCUCUCAUGAUAUCUCUCAUGAUUUCGUUGCCCCUAAACGGGCGCCGUCUAGUCUCUCAUCGCACGGUAUCAGCUCCACGGUGCCUUUCACCCCUCACCACCACCCAAACAGCUUUUCUUUAAAUGCUCCAAGUCAGUUGCUUGUUAACCGCAGCCAUGGCAGCCCAAUCACUGGGCCGGGGUCACAGACGAGCGUCGCAGCCACAGCGCCUUGCCGCUGUGUUGGCGUAACGCUGAAUUUGCUUGAAAAAAUGCAGACGCAGAGCAAAGUAACAACCUUUUGUGUGGCGGAAACCUCCCUACAUCUGCUUAAAAAGUCGAUAUCCCAAUGCCGAUCUAUAAGUCAUUGCUCUUCGUGCCGGAAUCGUUCUAGGGUAAUGACAUUCUCAAUAUUGCUAGCCGAGAAGAUUAUGGCUAUAUUAGAGGAUAUUGCAUCUGUGUGGGAAUGUGCUUCUCAAGCCUCAAAUCUCGGAGAUGACGGCAGGAUUGAGGCAUACGGACAUGCACACCGUUGGAUUCCUGUAUUGCUGGGACAGUAUCAGAUUGAUACUGUCCAUGAACGUUGCGAGAUUUUUGGUUUCUUGAUUCUGCUGCAAGUACGGCAGCUUGGAGGCUUCUUGGAAUCUUUGCGCAAUUCAGUUGACAGACAGAGGUGGGCGCCACACGAGAAUUCGCUACGGCCCAUCUGUCUCCGUCUCGAGGAGCUACAAGAAGCUUUGAGCGGGCAUACAUGA